AUCUCACUCACGCUAGUUCUUGAAGAACAAACAGCAUAUAAAAAGUCUUAAACCAGUUGCACCAUUUCUACACUAAGUUCUCCCACCUUCGAAAAUGUCUCUUCAAGUUUCCGCAGUCCCUGAUCAAACCAAGAAUCCAAAUUCUAAUAAAAAACGUCCCUUGGUGAAUUAUAGUCCUAGCUUAUGGGGAGACCAUUUCCUCUCUUAUGCUAAUGACUCCAUGGAAACCAAUGACAACUUGGAGCAAGUUCAGAGGUUGAAGGAAGAAGUGGGGAAGUUGCUAAUGGAUCCCAUCGAUAAACCUUCACAAAAGUUGGAGUUAAUUGAUGCAAUCCAACGCUUGGGCGUGUCGUACCAUUUUGAAAGUGAAAUUGACGAAAUAUUACAACAAAUUUACAAAGAUAAUCAUAAUGAGGUUGGUCAGGAAGACAAUGGUAGUCUUUACACUAUUGCUCUUCGUUUUCGAUUACUAAGACAACAAGGUUAUAACAUUCCAAGUCAUAUCUUCAACAAAUUCAAAGACAACAAGGGGAACUUCAAGGAAUCGCUUAUUCAUGAUGUGCAAGGAAUGUUACACUUGUACGAAGCUACACAUAUGAGGGUGCAUGGAGAAGAUAUACUUGAUGAAGCACUUAAAUUUACUACUACUUACCUUAAAUCAGUGGUGACUAAUUUAAACCCUACUCUAGCUACACAAGUAAGUCAUGCCUUAAAGCGACCAAUUCGAAAGUGCUUGCAAAGGGUAGAGGCAAGGCAUUACUUCUCUACCUACCAUGAAAAUGCUUCACAUAAUGAAGUUCUACUAAAAUUUGCAAAGCUAGAUUUUAACAUAUUACAAAAACAACACCAAAAGGAACUUAGUCAUAUCUCAAGGUGGUGGAAAGAUUUGGAUUUUGCAAAUAAACUGUCUUUUGCACGAGAUAGAGUGGUGGAGUGCUACUUCUGGAUUUUGGGGGUGUACUUUGAACCCCAAUACUCAAUUGCUAGGAAGAUACUAACCAAAAUAAUUUGCUUGGCAUCAACCAUAGAUGACAUAUAUGAUGCAUAUGGUACUUAUGAAGAACUUGAGCUCUUCACAGAUGCGAUUAAAAGGUGGGAUAUCAACUGUAUAGACCAAAUCCCUGAGUACAUGAAGUUGUGUUAUAAAUCACUCCUGGAUGUUUAUGAAGAAAUUGAGGAUGAGAUGUCCAAGGACGGAAGAUCAUACCUUGUUUACUUUGCAACAGAUGCGAUGAAAAAACUUGUUCAAGCCUAUUUUGUUGAAGCCAAGUGGUUUAACGAAGGAUAUAUACCCACAAUGGAUGAGUAUAUGGGUAAUGCUUUAAAAUCUAGUGGCUACCCUACAGUCAUAACCAUAUCUUUUGUCGGCAUGGGAGAUAUUGUAACACAAGAGGCCUUCGAAUGGGUCUCCCAGGAGCCUAAGAUUGUUAAAGCAGCAUCAACCAUAAGCAGGCUAAUGGAUGACAUUGUCUCCCAAGAGUUUGAGCAAAAGAGAGAGCAUUUUGUCUCAAGCAUUGAUUGCUACAUGAAGCAACAUGGUGUCUCAAAAGAAGAGGCACAUAACGAAUUUCAAAAGCAAAUCGAGAAUGCAUGGAAGGAUAUAAACCAAGGGUGCCUUAGACCUACCCAAGUGCCAAUGCCUCUCCUCACACGAGUUCUCAAUUUCUCACAAGUAAUGGAUCUGCUUUACAAGGAUGAAGAUGCAUACACACAUAUUGGAGAAGUGCUGAUACAGGGUGUAACUUCAUUGCUUGUUGACUCAGUACCAAUUUGAAUAUGUUGAUCCCAAUAUAUGGGCAGAAUCAUGAGUUGGUUUGUUAUUAAAUAAAGUGGUGAUAAA
Messenger RNA from Quercus lobata, 1840 nucleotides. RefSeq names its product (-)-germacrene D synthase-like. The record is from RefSeq and is a predicted model, not a curated record. Lineage: Eukaryota; Viridiplantae; Streptophyta; Magnoliopsida; Fagales; Fagaceae. Gene Ontology annotation, molecular function: terpene synthase activity; magnesium ion binding. The transcript is spliced from 7 exons. Bases 95 to 1774 code for a protein of 559 amino acids. Gene Ontology annotation, biological process: diterpenoid biosynthetic process.